GUUGACGCGAGGUGUUUGCUGGGAAAGAUUCAAUAGGACGCCAUUUUGCUCUUCGAAAGAGAGGGAGAGGAGCAAAGGUUGUAGAUUUUAAACAGCCGUGCGCAUUUUCAGACACAAUGGCAAGUCCGGGAAAAGACAACUACAGGAUGAAGAGCUAUAAAAACAAAGCACUGAAUCCUCAGGAGAUGCGUCGAAGGAGAGAAGAGGAAGGGAUCCAGCUACGCAAACAGAAGAGAGAAGAGCAGCUGUUCAAGAGGAGAAAUGUAUGUGUACCUUCCAGUGAUGAAUCAAUGCUAGAAUGUCCAAUCCAAGAUCCAGAUAUCAGCUCCACAGUACCUGUUGCCGGUGAUGGGGUCAUAACUCCAGAUAUGAUUCAGAUGAUCUUCUCUGAAGACCCAGACCAGCAGCUAAUUGCUACACAGAAAUUUAGGAAAUUACUCUCUAAAGAGCCGAACCCGCCCAUAGAUGAGGUCAUUUCCACUCCUGGUGUUGUGAAUCGUUUUGUGGAAUUCCUGAAGAGGAGUGAAAACUGUACAUUGCAGUUUGAGGCAGCCUGGGCACUGACCAACAUUGCCUCAGGUACUUUCCUGCACACCAAGGUGGUGAUUGAAACAGGAGCUGUUCCCAUCUUUAUUGAGCUGCUGAACUCUGAGUACGAGGACGUCCAGGAACAGAUCUGUGAUUUGUCAGUUUUGGUCAGCGACAUUAAGGCGGUGUGGGCUUUGGGCAACAUAGCGGGAGAUAAUGCUGAGUGCAGAGACUACGUGCUCAACUGUGGCAUCCUGCCGUCUCUACAACAGCUGCUCGCUAAAUCCAACCGCCUCACAACAACCCGCAAUGCAGUGUGGGCUCUGUCCAACCUCUGCAGAGGGAAGAACCCCCCACCGGAUUUUGCCAAGGUGUCUCCUUGUCUCAGCGUGCUGUCCAGGCUUCUGUUCAGCAGUGAUCCAGAUGUUCUUGCUGAUGCUUGCUGGGCUUUGUCCUACCUGUCUGACGGCCCCAAUGAGAAGAUCCAGACGGUCAUUGACUCCGGGGUCUGCCGCAGACUAGUGGAGCUACUCAUGCACAGUGACUAUAAGGUUGUUUCUCCUGCUCUGCGAGCGGUGGGCAACAUUGUAACAGGAGAUGACAUCCAGACUCAGGUAAUCUUGAACUGUUCAGCACUGCCAUGUUUACUCCACCUCCUCAGCAGUCCCAAGGAGUCCAUCAAGAAGGAGGCGUGCUGGACUGUGUCCAACAUCACAGCAGGAAACAGAGCUCAGAUUCAGAAUGUGAUUGAUGCCAACAUCUUCCCAGUACUGAUUGAGAUCCUUCAGAAGGCAGAGUUCCGCACGAGGAAGGAGGCAGCGUGGGCCAUUACUAAUGCCACCUCGGGUGGCACUCCUGCACAGAUAAGGUAUCUGGUGUCUCUGAAUGCCAUCAAACCCAUGUGUGACCUGCUAACAGUAAUGGACUCAAAGAUCGUACAGGUGUCUCUGAAUGGCCUGGAGAACAUCCUCAGACUGGGAGAACAGGAGGCCAAACAGAAUGGAACCGGCAUCAACCCAUACUGCGCUCUCAUUGAAGAGGCUUAUGGCCUGGACAAGAUUGAGUUCCUGCAGAGCCAUGAGAACCAGGAGAUCUACCAGAAGGCCUUCGACCUGAUCGAACACUACUUCGGGGUGGAGGAGGAGGACGCCAGCCUGGCUCCACAGGUGGACCAGAGUCAAGGCCAGUUCGUCUUCCAGCAACAGGAAGGACCCAUGGAGGGUUUCCAGCUUUAACCCCGCCUUAACUCCACAGCUGCUUCUUCUUCCUGGUCUCUAAAUCUCUGCCAGAGACGGCGGCCUACUGGUCUGCAAACUCUCCUGGUUCCUCCCCUUAUCUCUGCUGGGCGGCCAGCUCCACCAGCUCCUCCCAAGACCUUCACUUCUACUAUGUCUUCACAACAACACCUACUCAGAGAGAUAGGGAGAGAGAUUUGUGAAUAUGGAGACGAAAGGUGAGAGCACAUUUGGCUCGCUGAGGCUGUUUGAGACUUCAGGAACCUAAUGCUGGUUCCCAUCCCACUCAUGAGAUGUCUGUCAUGGAAAGCCAAUUCAUGUUGAAGAAAUAGUUCAGUUUUUUCCUUAGUGAUACAGUAUGCUUUUCCUUUGACUACCUGUGAUUCUGUCAUUCUGAAUGAUGUUAAUGAUAUUUGUGUUACAAUUAGAACCUGGUGUCUCCAAAUCAGCAUCCAUAUCCCUUUUUCAAUGUGAAACUACCUCUCAGUCUUCAGAAAGGAACCAGAAGGAAGGAAGGAAGGAAGGAAAGAAGAAAAGCCCUAAAUGAACAGAUAAAGCAUCAGACUGAUUUUUUUUCUUUUAUUAUGAUCCAAUCUUGAAUAAAAUCCUGGGUGUUCAGAUUGGUGGUGUGGUGGCUCCCCUGUCAGAAGUCUAUAGGCAUGUAGUGGAUGUAAAUACAGUACUACUGUAUGUCCUGGUGUUGCCAUACUGUCAGUCUGAAGCAGCUGCACAUGGUCUCUGGGCUCUUUCUCUUCUCCUGUAUAUUUCAAAGGACUCGAUGAGCACCUGAAGCACCCUCCGGGUCUUUUAUUUAUUUGUCUUUUAGGAGCUGUGGAGAACCUCCUCUUUCUCUUCUCCACCCCUUAGCUCUGACCAAAGGCAACUGCUUCCUGGAUUAUGUAAGUUAGUUUGAAAUCUCUAACAGUGUUGGCUCUUUGCUAGUGUUUCGCUGCUUAUUUUAAAUGUUUUCAGAGAGCAGUAUCAGGGCAAGACAGGUGCUGUCUGUUACAUGAUGCAGUGUGUGCAACAAUCUUGCUAGUUAAAUGUUCUGUUUUCUAAUUUCUCACUGAACUAGCACCGUAAUAUAUCUUAAAUUAUUUUUUCUGCCUGCACUCACUUCUUUGAUGUGAUGGGAUUCGUCAACUAACUGGAGGGUUUGUAUAUUAUAUAUACAUAUAAGAAAGUGUAAAGAAAGUAUUUAAGUGGCUGUGGGAAGGUGUGAUAUGCAAUUACGUUUUGGGACUGGUGUGCAGUUGUACCAUUUCCAGUCCAUCACUGCUUCUCCUUUAUGCACCCCUGAAAGUUUCUGAUUUAUUUUGAGGAAGUUUGUCUCCUACAUUUUUUUUUCGUGUCCCGAUUUUGUGGUUUGAAGUCUUACGAUGGAAGCACAGUGUUUUGUUUUCCCCUGAACCAUGAGUUUUUGUUUCAGUGCGUGCACAUUUGAGUACAGUAAUUGGUGGAGAACCGAACAUGAAAUUAAUCUAUAUUUACGUGAAAUGAAAAAUAUUUGUAAUGCAGAAAUUACAUCAAGCACAUUCAAUCGUGUAUAGUUUUCUAAUAUUUCUGGUUUGUAUGAUUGUAUAUCAUUUUUUAGGUUUUGGUAGUGUUUUUGUUUUCUCUUGUUUGGGAAUUAAUUUGCUGUGUUCUUGUGGCUCUCAGUAGACAUUGUGUAUUAGAGCUCCAGCAGCCUGUGUACAGAGUGAAUUACUGUAUGCAGCCACAGUCUGCGCUUCCUAACACGGAUCACAGAGGUCCGACAGUGAAGCCGGGUUAGACUGUCUGUAAUGAUGCCUGGUUCUUCUGGGUGGGGAUGCACACGUAUAUUGUGUAACAAGAGUUAAUAAAUUGACCUGUUGGAUACAAACAUA
Molecule: messenger RNA, 3631 nt
Organism: Dicentrarchus labrax (European seabass)
Lineage: Eukaryota; Metazoa; Chordata; Actinopteri; Moronidae
Gene: kpna5
Product: karyopherin alpha 5 (importin alpha 6)
Exons: 15
Coding region: 117-1763 (548 amino acids)
Biological process (GO): NLS-bearing protein import into nucleus
Cellular component (GO): nucleoplasm; nucleus; cytoplasm
Molecular function (GO): protein binding; nuclear import signal receptor activity
Source: RefSeq, a predicted model, not a curated record